This is a messenger RNA of Aspergillus ruber CBS 135680, 2118 nucleotides long. Its product is annotated as transcription factor IIF subunit TFG1. Gene Ontology annotation, cellular component: transcription factor TFIIF complex; nucleus. Lineage: Eukaryota; Fungi; Ascomycota; Eurotiomycetes; Eurotiales; Aspergillaceae. The record is from RefSeq and is a predicted model, not a curated record. The transcript is spliced from 5 exons. Gene Ontology annotation, biological process: transcription initiation at RNA polymerase II promoter; positive regulation of transcription elongation by RNA polymerase II. Gene Ontology annotation, molecular function: TFIIF-class transcription factor complex binding; RNA polymerase II general transcription initiation factor activity; DNA binding. Bases 1 to 2118 code for a protein of 705 amino acids.
AUGUCUGCGCCUACAAACCAGUCGGACAACCGGCUUCCAACAGGUCCAAACGGGGCUCGUCCAAUGAAGAUACGCCGUCCAAAGAUGGCCGACCCUUUAGUGCGACCGAAGAAAAAACCUGCAUCAAGACCAGCUGCUCCUACGCCAUCGGUACAUGCAACAGCUUCCAAAUCGUUGCCACCGCGGCCUGCUCCCCAGCCAAUCAUUUCAGUCCCUGCGAGAGACGACUUGUCAACGAACGGUUUCAGCGGUCCCUUACUAUCUGAAACGUAUGUGGACUAUCCAAUAGUGACAACAAAGCGAGCAUUGCGCGAAGGUUUGAAACACCAUGUCGCGAGGUUUGCUUCCAAGAAAAACAUAGAUCCGCGAGAUGAAUCGCAGUUCACUCGUCCCGUGCGACUCCAGCGUCGGGAUCCUCGUGCAAAAACCCAUGCAACGAACGAAGAGAAGUCUCAAAACCCCGAGAAGUUCCUAGACCCCCAACAAUUGGACGAAGCAGAACGUGAAGAGUUGGAAGCCAAGAAAGCUGCCCGCGAGAAGGAGCGCGCUGAGAACCUUGCUCAGAUUGCCCCGUCUGCCGGAUCAGCACCGAAGCGGGCGAACGUACCGAAACAGAAGACCCAACAGGUUUACAAGGCAGAAAUGACACCCGAAGAAGUUGCCAGAACACGGAUCAAAUACGAGGAAGCUUUGCCUUGGCAUCUGGAAGACUUUGAUAACAAGAACACCUGGGUAGGGAACUACGAGGCCGCUUUGUCAGAAACACACGCAAUAUUCGUACUUGAGAACACAGGAAAGAUGAGAAUGAUCCCGGUGGAGAAAUGGUACAAAUUCAAUGUCAAGAACCAAUUUAAGGCGUUAACAAUCGAGGAGGCCGAGAAGUUCAUGGCGAAGAAAAUCAAAGAUCCGAGAUGGUUCAUGGAAAAACAACAGGAACAGGCAGAAAAGAAGGAACUGGAAAGCUUUGCAAAACAGCGUAAAGUUUACGCUGGAAAACAGGGCACUCCAGGUGGUGGGGAAGGUUUGGAAGCAGAUGAAAUGGAUUUCGAGGAGGACAGGUUUGCGGACGACGAAGAGCAUGAUGAUCUCUUUAAUGAAGACGAAGAGGCAAAGACAGCCGAAAAGCGAAUCAAGAAAGAUCAGCUGAAGGCGAACGUCUUCGAUCUUAAAGAUGAGAGGGACUACGAAGAGGAGGAGCGUAAGGAGAGAAAGGAAAAAGAAGCCAGACGUGUGCAAGGAAAGGGCGUUCGGAAAGCGCUCAAGAAGAGAGAGAAGAACUAUGACUAUAGUAGUGGUUCCGAUGUGAAUCCAUACUCCGACGAUGAGAGCUCCGAUGAAAGCGAGGAAGAGCGGGCAAAGGAAGAAGAACGGAAAGCCGAAGAGGAAAGAAACAAAAAGGAGUCCGCUGCAUCGACGAAGAGUGGUAGCACGCCUUCGGGUCGCCCUAAGCAUACAAACCCCUUGAAAAAGGGCACAUCCACGCAACCUCGGAAGCGAUUGGGAUCUCCUAAUGCUUCAGAUGCCAGUGGCACGGAUACCUCUCGCAAGAAGACGAAGAGUAAACACCCUUCAACUCAGCAACCUACAUCGCAACCGGAUUCUCGUCCUCAUUCCCCCGCCGCACCAUCUUCGGCACCGGCUGGAAAGAAACGCGUAAGAAAUGUUCCUGGCGGUGGUGCAGGGUCUACCAGCGACGUUGAUGGAGGCGCAGCUUCGGGAGGGGAAAUGAGCGAGAGUGGGAAGACGAAGAAGUUGAAACUCAACCCCCCUACCUCUUCACAGACCGGGACACCCCAAGGGUCCAGAGUAGGUAGUCCAACGGCUAUAGGAAAUCGAGGUUUCACGGGCAGUCGUGCUAGUAGCCCGGACGGGGGAGCAAGCCAAACUCGAGUAUCUACUCCAGUCCCUUCUGGUGGCAGCCAGGGGUUUCCGACACCAGUCGAAAUCCAUGCUGCCAUCCCCGCAUCUGGUAUUCUUAGCAGUGACCUGCUAAAGAUUUUCCGUCCUCGGAUCGGCGAAUCCAAGGAAAACCAUCGGAGAUUUAUUGCAAUCGUCAAAGACGUGAGUGUCUACGGCAAAGAAGAUAGGCUGUUGCGGCCCGGGAGUCUGAACAGUUAA